AACUUAAUUACAUGCCCAUAAACUGUAUUUUGCUUCGUCUAAUUUAAGAGACUAAUUUUUCUUCCCUUGUGACAACAUAUUUUUAUUGGCGGGCAUUUGAAGUUUGUCGUCUCACAAUUUCUUUCCUUUCCUUCAAAUUGCGCAGGCUUCGGUUAUUCUAGAUUCUUUUGUUCCGAGCUCUCAUUGCUAAAGAUUUCAACAGACGAAAAUAAAACUUGUCUAUCUGAAAGUAGAUUCGGCUGUUUAACGUUUUAAGGGAUUGCAGUCUAUCUAAACAUACAAACUAAACAGGGGUUUUACUAUGCCGCAAACAGAAAUAGGACUGGAAGCACCAAAGCGUGAGUGAUAUAUAUUAACUUCCACUGCAGGUGGCAGCAAUGGUUGUAGGCUUAAUUAAUGCUAAUCCGGUAGUCUAUGAGAGGAAAGAACGACCUGCCAGGAAUGACGUAGUGACUGAUGAUGAAUUUGCUGUUGAGCCCAUUGAUCAACAAGAGAUAUUUGAUCAUGUAAGAGACAUAAAAGAUCCAGAGCAUCCUUAUUCUCUUGAACAACUUAAAGUUAUAUCAGAAGAUGCAAUUGAGGUUGAUGACGUACACAGUCAUGUUACGAUUACGUUUACUCCUACAGUUGAACAUUGCAGUAUGGCAACAGUCAUUGGGCUUUGCUUGCGUGUGAAACUCAUGCGUUGCUUACCUUCUCGUUUCAAGGUGGAUAUUAGAGUGGCACCUGGAACUCAUGCAACAGAGGCUGCAGUAAACAAGCAACUUAAUGACAAGGAACGUGUUGCAGCUGCGCUAGAGAAUCCAAAUCUCUUGGGGAUGGUAGAUGAGUGCCUGGCGUCAACAGAUGACUAAUUAUUGCUCCUAAUUAGUGUACAUUAGUACCAUAAAAACAGACGAUGUGCGAGUCUAUUUGAGUUAGAAUCCUUUCAGAAGACCUCCAUUCCCCUGAAGGAGAGCUUUUGAAAUUAGUUGCUACUGUAUGUAACUUUUGAUCUUUAUUAUUCAAAGGAUAUAGCUGCUAAUAUUUUACAUCGUUGCCCCCAUUAAUAGCAUUCUUUGGAAGCAAACUGCAUAAAAAAUGGAGGUUAAAAUCGAUGUCAUAUAAAUAAAUUGAGUUAUUUUUUAAUGUAAAUUAUAAAUUAUAAUGCC
Messenger RNA from Cryptomeria japonica (Japanese cedar), 1151 nucleotides. RefSeq names its product protein AE7. NCBI's taxonomy places the organism in Eukaryota, Viridiplantae, Streptophyta, Pinopsida, Cupressales, Cupressaceae. The coding region runs from base 378 to 854 and encodes 158 amino acids. Gene Ontology annotation, biological process: iron-sulfur cluster assembly. The record is from RefSeq and is a predicted model, not a curated record. The transcript has 7 exons.